Messenger RNA from Dipodomys spectabilis (banner-tailed kangaroo rat), 3586 nucleotides. It is a transcript of the gene Znf865, whose product is annotated as zinc finger protein 865. The record is from RefSeq and is a predicted model, not a curated record. Lineage: Eukaryota; Metazoa; Chordata; Mammalia; Rodentia; Heteromyidae. Gene Ontology annotation, biological process: negative regulation of transcription by RNA polymerase II. Gene Ontology annotation, molecular function: DNA-binding transcription repressor activity, RNA polymerase II-specific. The transcript has 2 exons. Bases 164 to 3253 code for a protein of 1029 amino acids.
GCCCCGGGAACCGGCGCGACUUCCGCUUCCGGGCGGUGGCACGGGGCUGCUGGGGGAGGGGGCGGGGGCGGCACUUCCGGUCGGGCCCUCGGGUCUCCCCGGAGCGGCGGCUCCUCCUCGGCCUCCUCGGCCUCCUGCCGGCGGAGACCCCGGCGCCGGUGAGAUGGAGGCCAACCCCGCGGCGGGUGGCGGGCCCGGUGGGCUGGCGGGUGAGGACGGUGUCCACUUCCAGAGCUACCCCUUCGACUUCCUCGAGUUCCUCAACCACCAGCGCUUCGAGCCGCUGGAGCUGUACAGCGAGCACGGCAAGACGGCCGUGCUGCCCUGCGCCGGCGCCCCGGGCCCGCCGCCCGCGCCACCGCCGCCCGCGCCACCACCGCAAUACGACUACGGGGGCCCGGCCGGCUUCAAGCCCAAGGCGGAGGCCGCCUCGUCCUCUGCCUCUUCCACCUCGUCCUCCUCGUCCUCCUCGUCGUCCUCGCAGGCCAAGAAGCCGGACCCGCCACCACCGCCGCCCGCCUUCGGGGCGCCACCGCCACCGCUCUUCGACGCCGCCUUCCCUGCCCCGCAGUGGGGUAUUGUCGACCUCUCCGGGCACCAGCACCUGUUCGGGAGCCUGAAGCGGGGUGCGCCUGCGGCGGCAGCAGGGCCGGGUGGGGCCCCAGGGCUGGGCAGCCCCGCGGGGGCCCCGGGCCCGCUGCCCACCGCUGCCUCGCAGGCCCCAGCGGGCGCAGGCGCGGCCAGCGACCCCAAGGACGACAAGGGCUACUUCCGGCGGCUGAAGUACCUGAUGGAGCGACGCUUCCCGUGCGGAGUGUGCCAGAAGUCCUUCAAGCAGUCAUCGCACCUAGUGCAGCACAUGCUGGUGCACUCGGGCGAGCGCCCCUAUGAGUGCGGGGUCUGCGGCCGCACCUAUAACCACGUGUCCAGUCUCAUCCGCCACCGGCGCUGCCACAAGGACGCGCCGCCGGCGCCCGGGGCCCCACCGGGCCCGGCUUCCCAGGCCCCACCGCCGACCGCGCCCCCGGGCCCGCCGCCCCCAACCGGCCUGCCAGGGCCCGCUGCCACUGCUGCCGCCCCCCCGGCUGCCACCGACAGCCCCGCGGGCCUGGCUGCGCCGCUCCCGCCGCCCGGCACCGGCGGCGGCGAGGGCCCCUUCGCCUGCCCGCUGUGUUGGAAGGUGUUCAAGAAGCCCAGCCACCUGCACCAGCACCAGAUCAUCCACACCGGUGAGAAGCCCUUCUCCUGCUCUGCCUGCGGGAAGAGCUUCAACCGCCGCGAGAGCCUCAAGCGCCACGUGAAGACGCACUCCGCCGACCUGCUGCGCCUGCCCUGUGGCGUGUGUGGCAAGGCCUUCCGUGAUGCGGCCUACCUGCUCAAGCACCAGGCAGCGCAUGCGGCCGGCGCGCGGCCCGCCUUCCCCUGCGACCUGUGCGGGAAGUCCUACUCGGCACCGCAGAGCCUGCUGCGGCACAAGGCGGCCCAUGCCGCACAUGACAGCGGCGCCAAGGAUGCGCCACCGCCACCGCCGCCGCCCGCGCCGCCCGCCACCUUCCCCCCGGGCCCCUACCUGCUGCCCCCUGACCCGCCCGCCAACGAAGGUGAUAAGGCGGCCACGGCUGCGGCCGCCGCAGUAGUCUAUGGCGCCGUGCCUGUGCCGCUGCUGGGCGCGCACCCGCUGCUGCUUGGUGGGGCCGGGCCCGGCAGCGCGGGCACGGGCGGCGCAGGCCCCGGUGGCCCCGGGAAGACCUUCUGCUGCGGCAUCUGCGGGCGCGGCUUCGGCCGCCGCGAGACGCUGAAGCGCCACGAGCGAAUCCAUACCGGCGAAAAGCCGCACCAGUGCCCAGUGUGUGGGAAGCGCUUCCGCGAGUCGUUCCACCUGAGCAAGCACCAUGUGGUGCACACGCGUGAGCGGCCCUACAAGUGCGAGCUGUGCGGCAAGGUCUUCGGCUACCCACAGAGUCUUACCCGCCACCGCCAGGUGCACCGCCUGCAGUUGCCCUGCGCCCUGGCCGGCGGCCCCGCGGCGCCUGGGGCCUGCGGGCCGGGAGCCGCUGCCGCCGGCGCCCCAGCCGAAGCGCUGACCUACGCGUGCUCAGACUGCGGCGAGCACUUCCCGGACCUGUUCCACGUGAUGAGCCACAAGGAGGCGCACAUGCCUGAGAAGCCCUACGGCUGCGAUGCCUGUGGCAAAACCUUUGGCUUCAUCGAGAACCUCAUGUGGCACAAGCUGGUGCACCAGGCGGCCCCCGAGCGCCUGCUGGCGCCCGCGCCGGGCGGGCCCCAGGCUGCGGAUGGCCCCGCCGCGGGCUCUGAAGCGGGCAGCGGGCUGGACCACGGGCUGGCCGGGGAGGUGGGUGCAGCGGUGGCAGCGCUGGCCGGCGCCCCCGGGACGGAGGACACGAGCGGGCCGGCGGCGGCUGGUGGGGCCGGUGGGGCGGGGCCAGAGCGCUUCAGCUGCGCCACGUGCGGGCAGAGCUUCAAGCACUUCCUGGGCCUGGUUACGCACAAGUACGUGCACCUGGUGCGCCGGACGCUGGGCUGCGGGCUGUGCGGGCAGAGCUUCGCCGGCGCCUAUGACCUGCUCCUGCACCGCCGCAGCCACCGGCAGAAGCGCGGCUUCCGCUGCCCGGUGUGCGGGAAGCGCUUCUGGGAGGCGGCGCUGCUGAUGCGCCACCAACGCUGCCACACAGAGCAGCGGCCCUACCGCUGCGGCGUGUGCGGCCGCGGCUUUCUGCGCUCGUGGUACCUGCGCCAGCACCGCGUGGUGCACACCGGCGAGCGCGCAUUCAAGUGCGGCGUGUGCGCCAAGCGCUUCGCGCAGUCGUCCAGCCUGGCGGAGCACCGACGGUUGCACGCCGUGGCGCGUCCGCAGCGCUGCGGCGCCUGUGGGAAGACCUUCCGCUACCGCUCCAACUUGCUGGAGCACCAGCGGCUGCACCUGGGCGAGCGCGCCUACCGCUGCGAGCACUGCGGCAAGGGCUUUUUCUACCUGAGCUCUGUGCUGCGCCACCAGCGUGCGCACGAGCCACCAAGGCCUGAGCUACGCUGCCCCGCCUGCCUCAAGGCCUUCAAGGACCCUGGCUACUUCCGCAAGCACCUGGCGGCCCACCAGGGCGGCCGGCCAUUCCGCUGCUCCUCCUGUGGGGAGGGCUUCGCCAACACCUACGGCCUGAAGAAGCACCGCCUGGUGCACAAGGCCGAGGGCCUCGGGGGGGCCGGGGCCGCUGCCCUGCCCGGGAAGGACCCCUGACCGCCGUCGAGCCCCUUCUCCCCCCCUACCCCCUCUGCGCGCAGCUGCGGAUCACGCCAGCCCCUCCUCCCGCCACCCCUCUGAACUUGGGGCCCGGCCCCACGGCCCCGGACGUUUCUUGACUUUUUCGCGUCCCAGUGGACACGCGCAUUCUGUCCCCAGCAGAUCUGCUCCAGGUGAGUCUCGGCUACCCCCACCCCCCCAGUCCGGCUGGAUGGAGCAAGUCACAGUUGGGAGGCCUGGGGUGGGGUCCGGGUGCUCUUGGAUUGGGGUGGGGGGUGGGUGCCAGACGAGGCUUGUACAGAGCAGAGAACAAUAAAUGUUAUUAACAUG